Messenger RNA from Knipowitschia caucasica, 1884 nucleotides. The record is from the annotation of a GenBank genome assembly. Lineage: Eukaryota; Metazoa; Chordata; Actinopteri; Gobiiformes; Gobiidae.
AUGAAAGCCGCAAAUGUUGAUGCAGACGUCCUACAAACCUUAACGAGAGAAGAUUUAAAGGACCUCUUUCCUGGGCCGGAACACUUUCGAAGAAGAAAAGCCAUUUGGGACCUGGCCCACCCUGUGGAGCAGGCAACAGAAGAAAGUGGGACUGACUGCCUGCAAUACCCCACAAAAGAGGGGCUGCAGGCCAUGGCCAGACGAAUCAUGGACUACUAUCCAAUGGUCGCUGACUGGGCAGACACCAGCUGUCCAUGGUCCAAUAUUUUCAAGAAGCUCAACAAGAGACUACAAAACAUCAAGUCUCCACAAAAAUGGCAAGGAGCUACACCAUCGAGAGGCAAUGGGAAAAGAAGACGCCUUUCUUUUGAGAAUACUACAGGCAAGGAACUCACAGACGAGGGAGAAGAACCGGUCUUGGACUUGAGCCCGUGUGCUUCAAAGGUCUCUCCAAGUAGCACCAUUUGCACCCCAGAAAGGCCACAAGUUCAGUCGCCUAAUACGGCCAGCGAGAACCUAGUUAAAUCAGGUCCCAAACUGCACGACAGCCGGAUUGCCCAGGCCAGACACUAUAAAACACUGCAAGAAAUGUUUCGAAAGCCAAAACAAGACAAGGAGGCAGUUGCUCAACUGUUGGAUUUAGAAUUUGAAGCAAGGAGAAACUUCAUAGAUGCAGACCUGCUAAAAGAGCCGGACAAGGCAGCUAAGAUAAUUGACGCCUAUCCCUGCUUCAAAGACAUUGACAAUGCCCUCGACGAAGUGGGGAGAAUAAUUGCCAAAGGACAGCACAACUAUGUUAUGGAGCUGAGAGAGCGCUGGGAAGUCUUCAAGCAAAAAUUAAUCUUCUAUGCUGUUUACAAGAAGGCAAUGAAAUCACCGAUGUCACUUUCUAAAGAAGAACAAGCAAUUGAGCUACUGAAGUGCCUCCCAGUGCUAUUUCCUUCUAAUGCUGCCCUUCCAAAGAAACUGUCCAAUGCAUCGGACGCCCUGUUCCAUAUCUUAUUGCCAUUACAGGAACCAGGAAUGUUUCUUCAGAAGCGACCUCUCUGCACUCCAGUCCUGCUCGUUGAUGAGGAUGGCUGCUUCAUAUCCACAACACGGUGGAGCGGCUGCGACCGGCUGGACGCUCACAGCCUCUCGCAGUCGCUGGACGCUCACAGCCUCUCGCAGUCGCUGGACGCUCACAGCCUCUCGCAGUCGCUGGACGCUCACAGCCUCUCGCAGCCGCUGGACGCUCACAGCCUCUCGCAGCCGCUGGACGCUCACAGCCUCUCGCAGCCGCUGGACGCUCACAGCCUCUCGCAGCCGCUGGACGCUCACAGCCUCUCGCAGCCGCUGGACGCUCACAGCCUCUCGCAGCCGCUGGACGCUCACAGCCUCUCGGAGCCGCUGGACGCUCACAGCCUCUCGCAGCCGCUGGACGCUCACAGCCUCUCGCAGCCGCUGGACGCUCACAGCCUCUCGCAGCCGCUGGACGCUCACAGCCUCUCGGAGCCGCUGGACGCUCACAGCCUCUCGCAGCCGCUGGACGCUCACAGCCUCUCGCAGCCGCUGGACGCUCACAGCCUCUCGCAGCCGCUGGACGCUCACAGCCUCUCGCAGCCGCUGGACGCUCACAGCCUCUCGCAGCCGCUGGACGCUCACAGCCUCUCGCAGCCGCUGGACACUCACAGCCUCUCACAGCCGCUGGACGCUCACAGCCUCUCGCAGCCGCUGGACGCUCACAGCCUCUCGCAGCCGCUGGACGCUCACAGCCUCUCGCAGCCGCUGGACACUCACAGCCUCUCACAGCCGCUGGACGCUCACAGCCUCUCGCAGCCGCUGGACGCGGAAGCUGCUCAUUACAAAGCGGCCGCAGAUGCCCCGGAACACUGCGGCCGCUGA